AUGGCGAGGCUGACGGAUUUUGAGAUCCACAUCUCACGCACCCGGCCCUUCCUCAACACCUGUGACAUGACUGCCGGCGAGGAUGGCUCAGCAACUUACGAUUGCCAGAGCGGGCCACUGCAGGGGCGCUUUGUCAGCAUCCAGAUUGUCAACGCCGCCGCCGAUUCAAUCCUCACCCUCUGCGAGGUUCAAGUGUUCGGUGCCACGAAGCCCCCUACUGGCCAACGGCCGGGCCCCUUCGACUUCCAGACUGGCAUCGACUAUCCAACAAGCACCAUCAUGAGCACCACGGCCCCUACGCUGGAGGACUGCCACGCCGAGUGCUCCAGUGCGCCACGCUGCCUGGGCUGGGUUGCCUACGUGAUGCCGGGGAGCGAGGAGCAGUAUAGCUGCCUGUUAAAGGACACAGUGCACAGCCCCUCUCUCCCCUUCAACCGCUCCAGCAACACAGUGUUCUCCUACCCGCCCAUCUCCUCAACAGGUCCAUUGUGCCUGGGCACCUAUGGUGCCGACCACUCGGCCCUUUCUGACGGGUACGACUGUGCCCCAGCUGCCAGCCCAGGGGAGUGCUGCACGCGGUGCCAGGGCCAGCUGCCGCGCUGCCAGGUCUGGAACUACCAGGAGGAGAACCGCGUGGGCGUGGGCAGGAACGGCACCUGCUGCCUCAAGGACGCAUUCCUGGUGUACCCUGUCGUGCUCAGCGAGGAGCAGAUGGGCGAGUACCAGAUCUGGGGAGGCGAGUCCACUUGCCCGCCUCCAAGCCCGCCCCCACCAUCGCCUGCUCCCCCGCCGCCGCCGCCGCUGGCAACCGUGGCGGCGCUCAUUCCUGCGGGCGAUGUGUGCCUCAAGUACGCCAAGCCCACCGCAAGCUCGCCGCUGGCGGCGUUUGACCACUUCUCAUCGUGCCACGACGACGAGGCCUGCAGAGGCUGGAAAUUCUGCCCGACUGCCAUGAAACGCGUCACUUGCGUGGACCUGGCUGUGACGCUGGACGGCAGCGGGGUGGACCCCUGCCAGAGCCCGCCGCCGCCGCCGCUGGUGCCGCUGCCCUUCUUUCAAACGGUGCCAACGACUGGCGAUGUGUGCGUGUUCUACCAGGAUGUGUCCCCCGCCCGCCCGCUGCCCUACCGCUUCACUGCCUACAACGCCAAUUCCAACCAUACCAACGGCACCGCCUGCGCCUGCAAGCUGGCGUGCCGCGCGGAAUUCACCUGCGACUUUUGGCUGCUGUGCCUGUCUGCUGACAACCGCAAGGACUGCUCCCAGGCCACCCCCGUGCGGGACAGCCUGGCGCAGAGCAACUGCACCGGUACCGAGACAGGCAAGGAUGUGGAGGUGCCGGUCAUCGACUUCACCACCACGCUGCAGGGCCUCACGACGACCCUGUUCUCCACGGUCGUGCGGGCGGCGUACGAAACCGUCAUCAACAACGCCAUUGCUGCCCCCAGCAGCACCGACGUGAUCAGCGUAACUCCAACGGGCUACGUUUUGACGGCUGGCCUGCGCCGGCUCAACCAACUCCCAGGCAUCGAUGUGGGCAGGAGGGUGACGAUCCUGGGAGAGACGGGGGACCCUCCCCAACAGCUGCGCGUGUUCAAGACCUCCACGCUGCCCAUCUUGAACUCGCUGCUGCGCUCAGUGCUGUGA
Chlorella variabilis is the source of this 1647-nucleotide messenger RNA. RefSeq lists its product as hypothetical. The transcript has 17 exons. NCBI's taxonomy places the organism in Eukaryota, Viridiplantae, Chlorophyta, Trebouxiophyceae, Chlorellales, Chlorellaceae. The record is from RefSeq and is a predicted model, not a curated record. The coding region runs from base 1 to 1647 and encodes 548 amino acids.